UGCUGCCGUUGCACCUUGUGUGCACUUAUUUCUUCUGUUUUUCUUUUUUCUUUUCAAUUUGAAUCGAAAAUAUGUUUCGCCAAACUAUCCCAACUUUGAAGAAAUGUAGGUCUUUUCAAUGACUCUAUGAAUUUUCAGCAACAGCAACAGCUUCAACAACAACGACUUUUUGGUAGUUUGGUUUCAGCAAAAGAUCUUAAAACUGCUUUAGGCAGCGUCAAGAUUUUGGAUGGUUCCUGGCAUAUGCCAAACACGAACCGUGAUCCUUAUCAAGAGUUUUUGCAAAAGAGGAUAGCUGGUAGUCAAUUUUUCGGUAUAGAUACCAUUAAAGAUACUUCCACCGAUUUGCCACAUAUGUUGCCUUCGCCAGAGAAAUUCUCAACUGCUGUAGGUAAAAUGGGAAUUGACGAAAAUGAUCAUGUUGUUGUUUAUGACACUGCUGGUGUAUUUUCAGCCUGCAGAGUCUAUUGGACUUUCAAAGUGUUUGGUCAUCAAUCUAUUUCAGUCUUAAAUGGCGGUUUACCGGCUUGGGAAGAUAUUGCAGGACCCAUUGAAACGAACACAACACCGGCUCCUGUCGAACCAAAGACAUACAAAGUGCCCACAAUUGACAGAAGCCUUGUAAGAGAUUAUCAGGCUGUUUUGGAGAAUGCACGAAAUAUCCAAAAUGGUGCUCAGAACGGUGCUCAGGUAUUGGACGCGCGUCCUUAUGCUCGGUUCACGGGUGAAGCCCCUGAACCUCGAGAAGGAUUGAGCUCGGGACAUAUGCCGGGAUCUAUUAGCGUCCCCUUCAACGAGGUGAUCCAAGAUGGGAAGUUGUUGGAUGAGAAUAAACUGAGGGAGGUUUUUGAAGCGAAAGGUGUAGAUAUUUCUAAGGAUAUUAUUACGAGUUGUGGAAGUGGUAUUACAGCAUCUAUUCUCUACCUUGCACUGGAGAGAAUCGGCGCUCGUCAUUUAGCAGUUUAUGAUGGUAGCUGGACCGAAUAUGCUGGAAUGCAAGACAGUAUUAUCGUAAAGAAGCAAUAAGACCAUUUUAUGCAAUAAAAAAAAAAUUGGGAUUCUUUGCAUUAUUUUCAAAAAAAUAGUCCACUUCCUUUUUUCCAAGA
Molecule: messenger RNA, 1106 nt
Organism: Mycotypha africana
Lineage: Eukaryota; Fungi; Mucoromycota; Mucoromycetes; Mucorales; Mycotyphaceae
Product: Rhodanese-like domain-containing protein
Exons: 4
Coding region: 127-1026 (299 amino acids)
Biological process (GO): transsulfuration
Cellular component (GO): mitochondrion
Molecular function (GO): thiosulfate-cyanide sulfurtransferase activity
Source: RefSeq, a predicted model, not a curated record